UGGCCCGUCAGGAAGCGCUCCUCCCCGGCUGGGCCGCGGUCGGUGCCGGGCAAGCAGAGGGUCGGCGCCGCCAUCGCCAUGGGCACCCGCGACGACGAGUACGACUAUCUGUUCAAAGUUGUGUUGAUUGGAGACUCUGGAGUUGGGAAAAGUAAUCUUCUGUCACGUUUCACACGCAAUGAGUUCAAUCUGGAAAGUAAGAGCACCAUUGGGGUGGAAUUUGCCACCAGGAGCAUCCAGGUGGAUGGGAAGACGAUAAAAGCCCAGAUCUGGGAUACUGCAGGCCAGGAGCGAUACCGUGCCAUUACCUCAGCAUAUUACCGUGGUGCUGUUGGGGCUCUGCUCGUCUAUGACAUUGCCAAACACCUCACCUAUGAGAACGUGGAGCGCUGGCUGAAGGAGCUGCGAGACCACGCCGACAACAACAUCGUCAUCAUGCUGGUGGGCAACAAGAGCGACCUGCGCCACCUCCGGGCUGUGCCCACCGACGAGGCCAGGGCCUUCGCAGAAAAAAAUAACUUAUCUUUUAUUGAAACAUCUGCUCUGGAUUCAACAAAUGUAGAAGAAGCCUUCAAGAACAUCCUUACAGAAAUCUACCGCAUCGUGUCGCAGAAGCAAAUCGCCGACCGGUCUGCACACGAUGAGUCUCCUGGCAACAACGUCGUUGACAUCAGCGUCCCACCAACCACCGACGGACAGAAAUCCAACAAACUCCAGUGCUGUCAGAACCUGUGACCGUCUCUAGAUGACUCUUGUGCCCUCCACUUUGUCUGUGCUUCAUUUAGAAACUUGUGUGCACUUCCUAUCUCCUGUGAUUCAGUGACUCCCUCCUCCCUCCUUUACUCCAUUCCCAAAUCUCCCCUCUCAUAUUAGAGCUUUAAUUGUAGGGCUAACAUCCCCCUGCCUUUGAAACCCCUUCCAUGUGGUGACUUCUGGGCUUGAAAUGUAGUCACUGAUCUGAUAGACAUGUUUGUGUUGGAACAUCUGCUGCUGGAUAUUAUCCAAUGAAACACUCUUAUCAAAUAGGCUUGUUUUGGUUUUGCUAGGGUUUUUUUAGUUUGGUUUUGUUGUUGUUGUUGUUGUUUUCUGGGAGGGGAACAGUGGGACUUGACUCUACCAGUUGAAGAAAUAACUACAUUUAGGUGACAAGGUUUUUUCCUCCCAUAGUCAGAUAUCUCUUUUUCUUGUGUUUCUGUAAACAUGGGGGAGAAAUUAAACUAGCUAUCCUGCCAAAUACUCUGUUUUCUGUCCUGAUGAAAUCUCACAGUGAGGAUUUUAGUGGUUGCACACACAUAAGGAAAUAACUGUUGAAAAUAACAUUACUUAUUCUGUAAUUACCCCUAAUACAGUUAGUCUGGCUUUGUAGCUUACUGUUUCCUGCUUGGGAAAUCUUUCUCUAUUCUUAUUUUAUUUGGGAACAAUGAAAUAUGUCUGCAUCGUUUUCUUUGCCACCGUGAAUGCCUGUGCAGGCUUUACGAAGUGGCAUAAUAUUUAUUCAUGGCUUAUGUUAAUCAGUUAACAUUAUUGUACAGUAAGUGCCAGCGUAUUGAUUUCAGAAACCUUUUGCAGCCUGUACAAGUAGGCUUCUUUUGUACUGUAGGUCAGUGUCUGAAAGCAGGAUCUGCUCUAGUUCCAGGUUUGGUUUUUUUGGUUUUUUUUUGCAUGCUGCUUUUUCUCUAGAUCUCUCCUGCCCCUGUCUGAGUGAGUGAGGCAAUAUUUUCAUGUCACAUAUAUACCUGCACUUGUAAGGGUUUUGGUUGUUGUAGAGAAACACAAUACUUUAUACAUUUUGUAAAACUUCUGCAGAUCCAUAGUAUCUGGAACUUUCUCUUCAUGGUCUUUCACUAUUGACUUGUACUAAAAUGCAUAAUAUUAGGAUUUCACAUAAUAACUACUAACCUGUUGUUUUCUUCUUACCGUUUUACUGAACUGCAGACUGUAAUUCUUAAAUGAUUGUACUUCACUGAUGUAACAGAUUUGUCAUCAGCAGGCUAACUACUCUAAUUCUUCAUUGUGCUGAAUGGGAAGAAUGUUACCACAACUUUGUGUAGUCAGUCUCUUGCUUGCUUGUGCAAAUCUCUGAUGGCUUUUCAUCACUCACUAGCUCUUGCACACUUGUAUCCCCUCCGGUAUCCGCUGAAUGUUCUGAUGGCAAAUACUGGGUGAAAUGAUCUAAAGGAAGAGCUGGAGACCAUCUGCUGAUCGCUGAAGGCUUAUGGAGCCAUUUGCAGUGAGUUUUUGCUCUCUAUUCUGAGCCUGUACCUCAGUGGAUUAAUCCCAGCUGCAUAUUAGUGAGUUGAUUUUUCUUUACUGAUACAAAGCAAAUAUGAAACUGUGAAUUGUGCUUGAAGAGGAAAUCUGACAUUCCAGUCUCAACUGUUCUGUCUGGUUACGUAAUAAAAUUAAGGGCAGUUAAUUCUGA
Molecule: messenger RNA, 2422 nt
Organism: Sturnus vulgaris (Common starling)
Lineage: Eukaryota; Metazoa; Chordata; Aves; Passeriformes; Sturnidae
Gene: RAB11B
Product: RAB11B, member RAS oncogene family
Molecular function (GO): GTPase activity; GTP binding
Source: RefSeq, a predicted model, not a curated record